Impatiens glandulifera is the source of this 1161-nucleotide messenger RNA. RefSeq names its product F-box protein CPR1-like. The record is from RefSeq and is a predicted model, not a curated record. Bases 1 to 1161 code for a protein of 386 amino acids. NCBI's taxonomy places the organism in Eukaryota, Viridiplantae, Streptophyta, Magnoliopsida, Ericales, Balsaminaceae. Gene Ontology annotation, molecular function: protein binding. The transcript has a single exon.
AUGUCGCUGUUACCGGAUGAGAUUCUAGCUGACAUUCUUUGUCGGUUGCCUGUCAAGUGUCUGCUCCGUUUAAGGUGUGUAUCUAAAUCAUGGCUUUCCUUAAUCAGUAGCUCCCAUUUUGUUAAAUUGCAUCUGAGCCAAUCAGUUCAAACCAAAAACAACCUCCGUAUUUUUAUGUGGAAAGACAAUAUUUAUCGGGUGGAUUUUGAUCCCCUUAAAGAAGGAUUUCUUCCACCAGUGGCGGUCGAUUACCUUCCAUUGAGUUGUCCUGUGAUGUCUUUGAUUAUGGAAAUGCGCUUUGCGGAUUAUGAUUAUGAUGGUGGAAUUUUGCUCAGCGGGUCCUGUGAUGGCUUACUCUGCCUGUCAAAUGCCAUUUCCAUUAACACUGUCUUAUUAUGGAAUCCAUCAACGAGAAAAUCUAUAAAAUUGCCUUACCCAUUUGUUGAUUUCCGAGAUAAGUAUGACAUUUUCUACAACUGUAUUUAUCGAUUCGGCUACGAUAACACCAACGAUGAUUACAAGGUUGUGAGAAUUGUGUUUAUUUCAAACAUUUUUAGAGUAGGCAUUUGUACCGAUUAUGAGUUGAAUGUUUAUAGUUUGAAAUCAAAUUUGUGGCAUACGUCAGAGACGUUUCCUCACCGUCCGAAGUUGGAGAGCUUCGGAGAUUCAAUAGUUAGUGGAGCUCUGCACUGGAUCUCGUCUGUGGAAUCGGAUACAGAAAAGAAAAUCUUGAUUGUUGCCUUUGAUCUUGGGACAGAGAAAUACCGAGUAAUUCCACCGCCAGAGUUUGUUGGACCUCAUUUCCGUUUAAAUUUGGAUAAUUUAGGUGGAUGCCUUUCGCUAAGUUGUCAUUACGAGUCAUCGUUUGUGGAUGUAUUUUUGCUGAAGGAAUAUGGACGGGAAAAUGAAUAUUGGUCGAAAUUGAUUACAAUAUCACCAACAAAUCAUUUUAUAUCUUUUCAUACAGUGAAACCUAUUAUUUAUUCAAAAUGUGGUAAGAAAGUACUCUUGAACAUUGAUUUUCUAAGCUUUAUUUGGUAUAAUUUAGAACAACAGUCAUUCAAGGAAAUUAGGGAUCAUGGUAUGGAAGAUUUAUCAGAAGUAAACAUUUGCCUUGAAAGUUUACUCUCUGUUGAUGUUCCUCCAGCUGUGUGUAUCUAA